AAUAUUAAUUAUCGUAAGAAUUAACUAUUUUUUACCGGAAGUCAUUCAGCAACCAUGCCCUCCAUAGACGACUCAAAACCAAUUAGUUGGGCUGAACAAGUUGAACAGGUGGAGGAUGGAGUUCUUCCUCCAUCAUCAGAGCAGUAUGAUGAAGAAAAGGGCAUUAAAGUUGUCACAGAAUUCAAGUAUAACGAGGAAAACAAAAUGGUCAAGGUCAUUAAAACAUACAGAGUAGAAAAGAGAAAGGUGCCCAAAAGCAUAGCAAAGAGAAAGACAUGGAGGAAAUUCGGAGCCGCAGAGAGAGAUCCACCUGGUCCAAAUCCAGCUAAUACUAUUGUUCAAGUGGAGGAAAUCAACAUGCAGUUUAUUCACAACAAGGAGGAAGUACAAGAACAAGAAGAUGACCCAUUACUGAAGUUGAAGAGCCAAAAACUGGUAUCCUGUCGUAUCUGUAAAGGCGAUCACUGGACUACAAAAUGUCCCUACAAGGACACUCUUGGACCUCUUCAGGAGAAGCUCCAAGAUGGAGAGAAGCCGCCUGUUGGAGAUGCACCAGGACCACCAACAAGUCAAGGACCUACUGCCCCUGCCCCCACCAAGACAUCUGGCAAAUAUGUGCCCCCGAGUCUCCGAGAUGGGGUCAACAAAGGCCGCGGGGAAACCAUGUCCUCUAAAAGGGAUGAGUCGGCCACCAUCCGUGUUACCAACCUGUCUGAAGAUACUAGAGAGUCCGACCUGCAGGAAUUGUUCCGACCAUUUGGACCCAUUCAGAGAAUCUACUUGGCAAAAGAUAAAAAUACUGGCCAGUCUAAGGGAUUUGCCUUUAUCAACUUCCACAGAAGGGAAGAUGCUGCAAGAGCUAUUGCUGGUGUGUCUGGUUUUGGAUAUGAUCAUCUCAUUCUUAAUGUGGAAUGGGCCAAACCCUCUGGCACCAGCUAACUUUUCAACACCAUCAUAUUUAUUGCGACACUGAAGUCAGACUGGCUUAUUUCUUGGUGGAUAUCUCAAUAAUAUACAUUCAAUAUUGUUUCAUUAUCUAUGAUAAGUAAAUGUGUAAGACUG
This is a messenger RNA of Magallana angulata, 1062 nucleotides long. Its product is annotated as eukaryotic translation initiation factor 3 subunit G-like. The record is from RefSeq and is a predicted model, not a curated record. Gene Ontology annotation, molecular function: RNA binding; translation initiation factor activity. NCBI's taxonomy places the organism in Eukaryota, Metazoa, Mollusca, Bivalvia, Ostreida, Ostreidae. Bases 55 to 939 code for a protein of 294 amino acids. The transcript is spliced from 10 exons. Gene Ontology annotation, cellular component: eukaryotic translation initiation factor 3 complex; cytoplasm.